Ilyonectria robusta is the source of this 2652-nucleotide messenger RNA. RefSeq lists its product as uncharacterized. The coding region runs from base 1 to 2652 and encodes 883 amino acids. Gene Ontology annotation, cellular component: cytosol; nucleus; RISC complex. The record is from RefSeq and is a predicted model, not a curated record. The transcript has a single exon. Gene Ontology annotation, biological process: regulatory ncRNA-mediated gene silencing; mRNA catabolic process. Gene Ontology annotation, molecular function: RNA binding; nuclease activity. Lineage: Eukaryota; Fungi; Ascomycota; Sordariomycetes; Hypocreales; Nectriaceae.
AUGUCUAAAACCUUCGUCGGCAAUGUCAAGAGUGUUCUCAGUGGUGACACUCUGAUAUUGACCAGCCCCAACAACCCGACUGCCGAGCGAACCUUCUCCCUUGCCUAUGUCACUGCGCCUCACCUGAAGCGCGAGGGCGACGAGCCCUUCGCCUUCCAGUCUCGCGAGUACCUGCGCAACCUGGUCGUCGGCAAGCCUGUUCAAUGCACUGUUCUCUACACCAUCCCCACCUCCGGACGAGAGUUUGGCAGCGCCAAGCUCAAGGAUGGAACCGACUUGCCCGACGAGCUCGUCAAGGCUGGCUGGCUCAAGGUCCGCGAGGAUGCUGGCCGGAAGGAGGAGUCUGAGGAUAUCCUCGCGAGGCUCGAGAACCUCCGUCAGCUCGAGGCCGCGGCCAAGGCUGACGACAAGGGUCUCUGGGUCGGUGUCGGUGGAAUCAUUGAGGUGCAGAAUGACCUAGGUGGCCCCAAUUUCAUGAAGGAGUGGAAGGGAAAGACUGUUGACGGUAUCGUUGAGCGAAUCCUGAGCGGUGACCGACUCCUAGUGCGACUCUUGCUCUCAGACAAGAAGCACGUUCAGCCCAUGACUCUGCUUGCUGGUAUUCGAACACCCUCCACUGAGAGGACACUGCCUUCCUCUGGCGCCACCCAACCCGCAGAGGAAUAUGGAAACGAGGCUCGGGCAUUCGUUGAGACGAGACUGCUCCAGCGCAAGGUCAAGGUUGAGAUUGUCGGCGCCAGCCCCCAGGGCCAGCUUGUCGCAACUGUCCUUCACCCCCGCGGAAAUAUUGCCGAGUUCUUGUUGCAGGAUGGCUUGGCGCGAUGCAACGACUUCCACUCCACCAUGCUAGGCGACAAGAUGGCCGCCCUACGCGCUGCUGAGAAGCAGGCUCAGUCUAAGAAGCUGCGACUCCACAAGCACCACGUCGCUAAGGCCGAUGGUGGUAACCAGGAUAUGGUUGUGUCUAAGAUCCUUGGCGCCGACACUAUCCUCGUCAAGACCAAGGCUGGAGCCGCGGACAAGCGAAUCAGCUUCAGCAGUGUCCGAGGACCGCGUGCUGGCGAGCCCUCCGAGAGCCCCUUCCGAGACGAGGCCAAGGAGUUCCUCCGAAAGCAGUUGAUUGGCAAGCAAGUUCGUAUCAGCGUCGAUGGAACCAAGCCUCCCACCGAGGGCUUCGAGGCCAGGGAGGUUGCUACCGUUACCGAGAAGGGCAAGAACAUUGGUCUCCUUCUAAUCGAGUCUGGAUGGGCCUCUGUUAUUCGACACCGAAAGGACGACACCGACCGAGCCCCCAACUAUGAUGAGAUGCUGGCUGCUCAGGAGAAGGCCAAGGAAGAGGGCAAGGGAAUGUGGUCUGGCAAGCCCUCGAAGGCGCGACAGUACCUGGACCUCUCUGAGAACACCCAGAAGGCCAAGAUUAUGUUGGCCACCCUCCAGCGACAGAAGAAGGUUCCCGCCAUUGUCGACUUCUGCAAGGCUGGUUCUCGAUUCACCAUCCUGAUCCCCCGCGAGAACGUCAAGCUUACCAUGGUCCUGGGCGGAAUCCGCGCACCCCGUGCUCCCCGAGCAGACGGUGAGGGCGGCGAGCCUUUUGGAAAGGAGGCUCUUGACCUCGCCAACCGCCGAUGCAACCAGCGAGAUUGCGAGGUGGACAUUCACGACAUGGACAAGGUCGGUGGCUUCAUUGGUGAUCUGUACAUCAACCGAGAGAACUUCACCAAGGUGCUGGUAGAGGAGGGUCUCGCCACUGUUCACGCCUACUCUGCCGAGAAAUCCGGUAACGCGGCUGAGUUGUUUGCCGCAGAGAAGCGAGCUAAGGAGGGCCGCAAGGGCCUGUUCCACGACUGGGACCCCUCUCAAGAUGAGGAAGUUGAGGAGGAGCCUGUCGAGGCUGUUGAGGAGACGGAGCUUAACUUCGAGAAGAAGCCCACCGACUACCGGGACGUCGUCAUCACCAACAUUGACGGCAAUGGCAAGAUCAAGAUCCAGGAGAUUGGCAAGGGAACGGCAGCUCUGGAGGGUCUGAUGAGCGACUUCCGCAAGUUCCACUUGGACUCCAAGAACAACAAGCCUCUCAAGGAUAGCCCCAAGACGGGCGAGUAUGUGUCCGCCAAGUUCUCUGCGGACGGCCAAUGGUACCGAGCGCGUGUCCGUGCCAACGACCGCACUGCCAAGGUCGCCGAGGUCAUGUACAUUGACUACGGCAACAGCGAGAAGAUUCCCUGGGCCAACCUGCGAUCCCUGGACCAGCCUCAGUUCAGCCCCCAGAAGCUCAAGCCCCAGGCUGUCGAUGCCUCCCUAUCAUUCGUACAGCUCCCCACUGGCGCCGACUACUUUGCUGAUGCUAUUGGCGUCAUCGCUGAACUGACGGAGGGCAAGCAGCUGGUGGGCAGCUUCGACUUUGUCGACAACAAGGAGAAUGUGAGCUACAUUACGCUUUACGACCCCAAGGACAACAAGUUGCCCGGGCCCAACGACUCCAUCAACAAGGAGGUGGUGGCCAGCGGAUACGGCAUGGUCCCCAAGAAGCUCAAGGCGUGGGAGCGCAGCAAGGCCUUUGAGACUUACUUGAAGCACCUUAAGGAGGUCGAGAGCCAGGCUAAGCAGGAUCGUCUGGGCAUGUGGGAGUAUGGCGACAUUACCGAGGACUAA